This is a messenger RNA of Syngnathus typhle (broad-nosed pipefish), 1598 nucleotides long. RefSeq names its product cell division cycle associated 8 (gene cdca8). Gene Ontology annotation, cellular component: chromosome, centromeric region; spindle midzone; chromosome passenger complex. The transcript has 9 exons. The coding region runs from base 140 to 847 and encodes 235 amino acids. Lineage: Eukaryota; Metazoa; Chordata; Actinopteri; Syngnathiformes; Syngnathidae. Gene Ontology annotation, biological process: mitotic sister chromatid segregation. The record is from RefSeq and is a predicted model, not a curated record.
CCCUGAUUGGUGCAUUUUGUGUUUAACCUUUUCCGACGGGAAUUUCAAAUUGUAUUGAAUCCUGCAAACCGCUGUUCAAAGAAGGAGAAUUAUAAAUCGCAUUUUAAAAGGGAAGAGACGGUGAGUAAACAACCCAGUCAUGGCUCCCAGGAAAAGAACCACCAAGCAAGUGAAAAAACAACUCAGCAGCUCUAAACUCAACGCAUUUCUGGAAGAUUUCGACAAUGAAGUCCAAACAAGACUUCAUCAACUGCACGAGAAGGAAUUCCAUUUGUUGAAGGAUCUUCGCAACAGCUACAAUAUGGCUAUCAUUAAGCUCCCAUCUGUUUAUAGGAAAAUGACUUGGUUGGAAAUUUUCACGUCGGAGAAGAAAAGCGCAGGCAAAUCUGGUUCAAAUGAAGAAAAGGCACCCAGGAAAAAGGGGAGACCUGCAAAGAAGCCCCCAACUACAUCAAAACGAGCAAAAGCUCUGUCAGUCAUCCAACAAAAUGGACCAGUCAGAAGAUCAUCAAGGAAUCCCACGGUGACUCCCGCCAGGUCCCUGUUGGACGCCUCCAUGAUGGGUAAAACGCCCCUCAUCACGCCACGCUUUGACCCAAGACUUCCAAACACUCCAGGUUUGAGAGUUCCUCGCCACAAGGAGAGAGUCUUCAGCUUUUCCGUCAACGGCUCGCCCAUCGCCGACAACAACGACGAGAUUAUUAUAAAUGUCCCAGUUGGGAAUGGAGAGAGUAUUCAGCUGCUGGCUAGUCAGGUGGAUUCAGUGGAUCUGUCCACGCUGGGUGAAACCGCCUUGAGGAAUAUUCGCCUUUUGCAGAGUCGUCUCUCAACAUUGUGUGAAUCCUAGCUCGGACCCAAUCGUCUCCGUUUGCGAAAUAGUUUUAAUAUUUGUUUGACUUUGAUUGCAUAUUAUCCGCUCGCCUUUUCUUCCUGAUUUCUUCCUUCUUUUUUCUUUUAAAAAAAAAAAAAUGUUUUUUCCAACGCAUUACCUAGAAUUCACUCGCCUGACUGCUGUCCAUGUGUAAAUGCGGGUUUUAAAUGUUCAGCUUGUAUACUGUAUACAUUUUGUAGUGGUCUUUGCUUUAAUUUCUGUAAUCCCUCUGGGUGUUCUGCCUUGUCUUUUAUUUUUACUUCACACUCAUGUACAUAAAAAGAGUUGGCAUUGGAUUCAUCACAUUAGUGGAGUUUUUAUUUAGCCUUUAUUUAGAGUGUGGGGUUGCAGUACCUCGUAUUGGUCGCAAGAGGGCGCGCUUUAGAUUAGAAUGUCAACUGUACUGCUGCAAAAUAGUCACUAGAUAGCAGCAUUUCUUCAUUGAAUUUAAUAUUUUUUUGCAGGGCUUCGUCUCUGACUGCCCUUUCAAACAAUAAAUGCCUUUAUGAGAGCAGAUUUAGAUACUUCACUCAAAUUAUUUAUUUGCCUUUUAAGCUGUACUAACCAUUUUCAGACCGCAAACACACAUAAUAGAUUUUUCUGGUAUCACAUAUGUCAUCAAAGAAAAAGUUCAAGUUCAAAAUUCCCUUUUCCACUAGUCCAAACAUGCUAUUCAGAUUUAAACUAUCUUUGUGGCACAUGAAAUAAAGUUUUACUUCUGCUCAAA